AUGGCAGACGACAAGAAGACCAAUGAUUACACUGUCGAGAUGGACAAGUUGGACCAGGGCAGUAAGAACUUUGAAGCACCAUUGCCACCUGUCCAGCCCAGAAGUGCCCCCAAUGCGCAGCUCGCCAACAAUCCCAUCCUGCCUGUGCUGGCAUACUGCGGUUCCUCGAUCAUGAUGACCGUCAUGAACAAAUAUGUCCUCUCCGGCACGGAUUUCAACCUCAAUUUCCUCCUUCUCUGUGUGCAGUCGAUCGUCUGUAUCGUGGCCAUCCAAACAUGCAAGGCUUCCAAACUGAUUACCUAUCGCGACUUCAAUGCCGAUGAGGCCAAGAAGUGGUUCCCCAUUACUUUGCUUCUCAUCGGCAUGAUCUACACCGGCUCCAAGGCGCUGCAGUUUUUGUCAAUUCCCGUGUACACCAUCUUCAAGAACCUGACAAUCAUCCUGAUCGCCUACGGAGAGGUGCUAUGGUUCGGUGGUUCGGUGACUGGCCUGACCUUGUUCUCCUUUGGUCUCAUGGUUCUGAGUUCCAUCAUUGCUGCUUGGGCUGAUAUCAAGCACGCCGUUGAGAGCAGUGGCGAUGCGACUGCCAAGGUUUCGACUCUGAAUGCUGGUUACAUCUGGAUGUUGAUCAACUGCCUUUGCACAUCGUCCUACGUUCUGGGAAUGCGCAAGCGUAUCAAGUUGACCAACUUCAAGGACUUUGACACCAUGUUCUACAACAACCUUUUGUCCAUUCCCGUCCUUCUGGUCCUCACAUUCCUCAUGGAGGACUGGUCGUCCGCCAACAUCACCCGCAACUUCCCUCCCGCUGAUCGGAAUGGUAUCAUGUUCGCCAUGAUUCUGUCGGGUCUGUCAUCGGUCUUCAUCUCGUAUACCUCAGCCUGGUGCGUUCGUGUGACUUCGUCGACGACCUAUUCCAUGGUUGGAGCUUUGAACAAGCUGCCUAUUGCAGUUUCCGGCCUGAUCUUCUUCGAUGCUCCUGUCACGUUCCCCAGCGUUUCGGCUAUUGUCGUUGGGUUCGUCAGUGGAAUCGUCUAUGCCGUUGCUAAGAUCAAGCAAAACGCCAAACCCAAGACUGGUGUCCUCCCGACCUCGAACCCUGUCAGCGCAAGCAGCCAGAGCAUGCGGGAUUCCCUGCGCUCUUGA
Messenger RNA from Aspergillus clavatus NRRL 1, 1146 nucleotides. RefSeq names its product GDP-mannose transporter (gene gmtA). Gene Ontology annotation, biological process: transmembrane transport. Gene Ontology annotation, cellular component: Golgi apparatus. Gene Ontology annotation, molecular function: GDP-mannose transmembrane transporter activity; antiporter activity. The transcript has 4 exons. The record is from RefSeq and is a predicted model, not a curated record. NCBI's taxonomy places the organism in Eukaryota, Fungi, Ascomycota, Eurotiomycetes, Eurotiales, Aspergillaceae. The coding region runs from base 1 to 1146 and encodes 381 amino acids.